Molecule: messenger RNA, 957 nt
Organism: Physella acuta
Lineage: Eukaryota; Metazoa; Mollusca; Gastropoda; Physidae
Molecular function (GO): protein binding
Source: RefSeq, a predicted model, not a curated record
AUGUUGACAGAAACCACCAAGCUCUACCCUCCCACUGUGAUGACAGAAGACAAGACAACAACAGACAGUAAAAGUUUUAUCCCAGAAGAUGCUCAACAUAUUUCUACAGCGCCUAUGUCUGACACAAAACAAAAGACUGAAGAUGACAUAGAAGAAAUAAAACAAUGGAGAGACAACUUUGUAACAGAACACAGUGAUGUGGAGAUUAAAGUUCAAAACUUGUCUAAGAAACAAAAACAGAAUUUAAAAAACUUAAGAAAACAGUUAAAAGAACAAGAUAACACAAUAGAAGAUCUGACUCAACAAAUUGAAAGUUUAAAAACAAAAGAAUUAGACACAGACAAAACAGUGGAGAAACUGUCUGCAGAUAUGAAAGAAAAUGAAAACAACCUGCACACACUAUAUAAAGAGAUGAUAGUUUACACAGAGAAAACAGAUCAUGUAACACAAGAAAUUAAAAGACAUUCGGUUCUGAUAUCUGCUAUACAAGAAGACACAACAAACAAAUUUGAUAAAUUGCUGUCUAAGCAUGUUGUGAUGUGUAAACUUCUACAACAAAGAUUGAUGCCAAUUGACAAAAUGAUUGAAACAUAUAAUCAAAACUCUGAGACUAGGGAAGGGAAAAUGAAGAAGAUUGCAAAUCUAAAAAUAGAAGUUUUAAAGCUGUCAAAUGAUUUUCAAUCAAUUGGGUUUAUUGCUUCACAAGGUUCCUGGGAAGGGAAAGUGUAUGGCGGUUACAACGUUAUCACAUUUAGUGCUGUAGAACGUAACGUAGGAAACCGUUUUAAACCACAGACUGGAGUGUUUACUGCCCCUGUUGAUGGCCUGUAUAAAGCAAGUCUUACAAUAAAACCAACAGGAGAUCAUGAUGUAGGAGCUGGUGUUUGGCACAUUUCUGGUGGUGUGGUGUCACUGCUCGGUGAUGUGUGGGCUAAAGAUAAAUCCGUUGAAGCUUAA